Octopus sinensis (East Asian common octopus) is the source of this 2142-nucleotide messenger RNA. RefSeq names its product trichohyalin-like. The coding region runs from base 1 to 2142 and encodes 713 amino acids. NCBI's taxonomy places the organism in Eukaryota, Metazoa, Mollusca, Cephalopoda, Octopoda, Octopodidae. The record is from RefSeq and is a predicted model, not a curated record. The transcript has 5 exons.
AUGGAGAAGGUUCAUUUUAGCGAUGAACCGAAGUUUAAUGUAAUUGGUUCCAAUGGCGGAAUGUACGUCCGACGAGGAAGUGCCAUGAAACCCUUGGGUAUCUUAAUAUUACUAACCCUCGGGGUUUAUGUUGAAGGUAGAGGGCUGUGUAAAGGUACCAGUAAGUGUCAUUUGAAAAAUGAAUCAUAUAUUGAAGAAACGAAUGGUCGUUGUUUCCGUGUGACUUGCAAGAAUACGGAUGAGGGCACUGUGGAGGAAUGUGUUCUUGUAGAAUGUGAAUCAGACGAAAAGACAAAUAAUGGUGUUGCGAAUGAAACAAACAAGAUAAGUGAAGAAGCGAAAAGCGAGGAAGGAAGUGAAGCAGAGGAAUCACAAAAGUAUAAAAGAAAGCGUUCAUUGAACGAAAAUGAAGAAGAAAAGACUGAAGGUGACGCUAGUGAAGAAGAGAAAGCCGACGAAAGAAGAAGUGAAAGGGUGAAUGAAAAUGAAGAUGAAAAAACUGAAGGUGACGCUAGUGAAGAAGAGAAGGCCGACGAUCGAAGAAGUGAAAAAGUGAAUGAAAAUGACGAAGAAAAGACUGAAGGAGACGAUAAUGAAGAAGCGAACGCCGACGAACGAAGAAGUGAGGCAAAGGAAUCGAAAAAGAAUAAGAGAAAACGUUCAGUUAACGAAAGUGAAGAAGAAAAAACUGAAGGUGACGCUAGUGAAGAAGAGAAAGCCGACGAUCGAAGAAGUGAAGAAGUGAAUGAAAAUGAAGAAGAAAAGACUGAAGGUGACGGAGAAGAAGAAGAGAAAGGUGACGAACGAAGAAGUGAAGCAGUCAAUGAAAAUGAAGAAGAAAAGACUGAAGGAGACGAUAAUGAAGAAGCGAAAGCCGACGAACGAAGAAGUGAGGCAAAGGAAUCGAAAAAGAAUAAGAGAAAACGUUCAGUUAACGAAAAUGAAGAACAAAAAACUGAAGGUGACGCUAGUGAAGAAGAGAAAGCCGACGAUCGAAGAAGUGAAGAAGUGAAUGAAAAUGAAGAAGAAAGGACUGAAGGUGACGGAGAAGAAGAAGAGAAAGGUGACGAACGAAGAAGUGAAACAGUAAAUGAUAAUGAAGAAGAAAAGACUGAAGGAGACGAUAAUGAAGAAGCGAAAGCCGACGAACGAAGAAAUAAUGCAAAGGAAUCGAAAAAGAAUAAGAGAAAACGUUCAGUUAACGAAAAUGAAGAAGAAAAAACUGAAGGUGACGCUAGUGAAGAAGAGAAGGCCGACGAUCGAAGAAAAGAAGAAGAGAAAGGUGACGAACGAAGAAGUGAAGCAGUCAAUGAAAAUGAAGAAGAAAAGACUGAAGGAGACGAUAAUGAAGAAGCGAAAGCCGACGAACGAAGAAGUAAUGCAAAGGAAUCGAAAAAGAAUAAGAGAAAACGUUCAGUUAACGAAAAUGAAGAAGAAAAGACUGAAGGUGACGCUAGUGAAGAAGAGAAAACCGACGAUCGAAGAAGUGAAACAGUCAAUGAAAAUGAAGAAGAAAAGACUGAAGGAGACGAUAAUGAAGAAGCGAAAGCCGACGAACGAAGAAGUAAUGCAAAGGAAUCGAAAAAGAAUAAGAGAAAACGUUCAGUUAACGAAAAUGAAGAAGAAAAAAAUGAAGGUGACGCUAGUGAAGAAGAGAAGGCCGACGAUCGAAGAAGUGAAGAAGUGAAUGAAAAUGAAGAAGAAAAGACUGAAGGUGACGCUAGUGAAGAAGAGAAAGGUGACGAACGAAGAAGUGAAAGAGUCAAUGAAAAUGAAGAAGAAAAGACUGAAGGAGACGAUAAUGAAGAAGCGAAAGCCGACGAACGAAGAAGUAAUGCAAAGGAAUCGAAAAAGAAUAAGAGAAAACGUUCAGUUAACGAAAAUGAAGAAGAAAAGACUGAAGGUGACGCUAGUGAAGAAGAGAAAGCCGACGAUCGAAGAAGUGAAAGAGUCAAUGAAAAUGAAGAAGAAAAGACUGAAGGAGACGAUAAUGAAGAAGCGAAAGCCGACGAACGAAGAAGUAAUGCAAAGGAAUCGAAAAAGAAUAAGAGAAAACGUUCAGUUAACGAAAAUGAAGAAGAAAAAAUGAAGGUGACGCUAGUGAAGAAGAGAAGGCCGACGAUCGAAGAAGUGAAGAAGUGA